Messenger RNA from Eubalaena glacialis (North Atlantic right whale), 1913 nucleotides. RefSeq names its product transmembrane protein 86A (gene TMEM86A). Gene Ontology annotation, cellular component: membrane. The transcript has 4 exons. The record is from RefSeq and is a predicted model, not a curated record. NCBI's taxonomy places the organism in Eukaryota, Metazoa, Chordata, Mammalia, Artiodactyla, Balaenidae. Bases 149 to 871 code for a protein of 240 amino acids.
CAGACAGAACCCUCAGCGCCCGGCGCGCGGGAGGUAUUGUCCGUCACUCGGGCUUUGUUACGUCGUCGCCUCCUCACCUGGCUGCAGGCGCGUCCUGGCAGCUGCAGCCCGGAGCCGGGUGCCAGCUGCUGCGGCCGCCGCCUCCGCCAUGGUGUCCCCGGUCACUGUGGUUAAGAGUGAGGGACCCAAGCUGGUGCCCUUCUUCAAAGCCACUUGUGUGUAUUUUGUGCUCUGGCUGCCCUCGUCCAGCCCGUCGUGGGUCAGCGCCCUCAUCAAGUGUCUGCCCAUCUUCUGCCUCUGGCUCUUCCUUCUGGCCCACGGCCUAGGAUUCCUGCUGGCCCACUCCAGUGCCACCCGCAUCUUUGUGGGGCUCGUCUUCUCUGCUCUAGGUGAUGCCUUCCUCAUCUGGCAGGACCAGGGCUACUUUGUGCACGGUCUGCUGAUGUUUGCUGUGACCCACAUGUGCUAUGCCUCGGCCUUUGGCAUGCGGCCAUUGGCUCUUCGGACAGGUCUGGUGAUGGCAGUACUGUCGGGCCUGUGCUAUGCCCUCCUCUACCCAUGCCUCACAGGUGCCUUCACCUACCUGGUGGGGGUCUAUAUGGCCCUUAUCAGCUUCAUGGGCUGGCGGGCUGUGGCAGGGCUACAGCUGGUUGGGACUGCCUGGCGCUGGACUGAGCUGGCGGCGGGCAGUGGUGCAUUGCUGUUUAUUGUCUCAGACCUGACCAUCGCCCUCAACAAGUUCUGCUUUCCUGUGCCCUACUCGCGGGCCCUCAUCAUGUCCACCUACUACGCCGCCCAGAUGCUCAUCGCCCUGUCAGCUGUCGAGAGCCGGGAGCCAGUGGAAGACUACAGACCGAGCAAGGCCAAAUGAGGGGCCAGGUUCUGGUCACCCCUCUCUUCUCCUGGCGCUGGGGAUCUUUCUAGCAAAGCUAGUGGUCCAGGACAAUGCUGAGAACUAAAAAGAGCCAGCUUGAUGCUCCUUGCUGGAGCCAGAAGAAGAUAUCUCCCCACCUCUACCCCAUCCAGACUGUCAGAGCCCCUCCGGAGGGCCAUGGUGCUCAUCCUCUUAACCUCCCCUACUUCUACUAGAUGGAAGAGUCUCACUCACCCACUUCCAGUCUUCUGAUUUGCACAGAGUUGAGGGAGGAGGGGAAGAGUCUGUGCUGAGAUGACCCACGUCCAGGGCUUGAAGCCUCCUUUCACAGGCCCCUAGUUGGGAAGAUUGGAUGGGGUGGAGUCUCCCUUUCCCACAUCUAUCCUUGUUACUUGAACAAUCUUAAUCUCUAAGUGUUGGGUGGGAAGGUGAAGGGGUGUCUAUCCAGGUAGGCAAGAUUGGGGACUACUUUGGCCUGGGAGUUUGGGGUACCAAGGAUUCAAGUUGGUCCCAUCUCUCAAAGGCCAUCCCAGAACUCAGGCCCCACACCACCACCCUCAGACCCUAUCCCCAGGGCUAGGGUGAACCACGCCAAAGGAAGGGGCCAGCCUGUGUGUGCGUCUGUAUGUGAGUCUUGCGUGUGUAGUCUGUCUCCCAGCCUAUCUAUGUCUUACUCUGCCAGCUGUCUCUGACCUGCUGUGUGUCAAAGUCUUUUAGGGAGAGGGCCUCAGGGAGCUGCUGAGGGGUUGCUGAGCUUGGCUCAGAGAGCUGGGACGCCCCCCACAUACACACCCACUCUCAGGUCUUUCCUCCUUGCCCCUCCUGCACUGGGAGUGAGAGAAGGGGGCUCCCGUGACACUCUAGGGUCAUAAGACCCGAGGCACAUUCAAUGCAAGGGGAGCAAGGAUGGGACAACUCCAUCCAAUUGCUCGUGUGAAAAAAAAUAAAAAAUACCCAAGGGCCAUUGGCUGCUCUGCUUGUCUGCCUGUGUGGCACGUGCCUGUCUUGGAGAGGUGGGGGUGUGGGGCAUGGCGCCAGG